This is a messenger RNA of Myotis daubentonii (Daubenton's bat), 4660 nucleotides long. RefSeq names its product ST3 beta-galactoside alpha-2,3-sialyltransferase 2 (gene ST3GAL2). Gene Ontology annotation, biological process: sialylation. Gene Ontology annotation, molecular function: beta-galactoside (CMP) alpha-2,3-sialyltransferase activity. The record is from RefSeq and is a predicted model, not a curated record. NCBI's taxonomy places the organism in Eukaryota, Metazoa, Chordata, Mammalia, Chiroptera, Vespertilionidae. Gene Ontology annotation, cellular component: membrane.
GCAGCCGCCCCGUUCCCCCCACUUUCCCUUCCAGCCGGGCCGGGUGGGGGGAGGGGCUGGGCUGAGGCGGCGGCAGCUCGCUCGGGUGGGGCAGGGCCGGCCAGGGCGGGACCGGCCCGCUGUGGGCGAACCAGGGAGCGGCGGAGCUAACGGGUCCGGACGUCGGCGGCGGCGGCGGCUUUCUGCACGGGUGGAGGCGGUGGCAGGAGCGGCGAGCGUGGCCCGCGGCGCCGGGCGCUGAGUGAGGGUCAUGCUGAGGCAGCCGGGCGCCUGACAAGCGAGGGGAACCUGCCAAGGGAUUACUGCUAGCAGGAGCUGACGGCAAGACGGCAGGACGGCUGGCCCCUGAGGAGCGGGGAUGGGCAGAGCAGCCUCUGAGUUCGAGCCAGCAGCACCAGGAAGGAGGCCUGGGCUCUGGCUGGGAGCCUGGCACAUGCUCUGCUGACCCAGGUGACCCAGACUGCGUUCAAAGCAGCACGCCGCUGAGCAGCAGCUGUGCCCAGGCCUCAGGACUCCAUUGCUGCAGGAGCUCUGCACCCCCUUAGGAAACUGCAGUGGGGCUGGGACCAUCGGGAGAAGGGACCUGUACCUCGAUGGGAAGUGGAAGGACAGAACCUGACGCAAGGAGGAUCUUGGUCUCUGCAGCAGGGUUUUGUGACACCCACAGAGCAUCCUGGUUUCUUCCCUCAGGGUUGGGGCCCGGGUCCCCUCCCCUGGCAGAGGGGUUGGGGCCGGAGGACCAUCUGAGGGGUGGCUGCCUCUUGCAUGGAAUCAAGGCUGCUUGAAGCCCACAUGUCCUCUGUUGCGAUUGGGGUUCAAGGGCUUCCCUGCUGCAGGGGGCGAGGGGCUGCCUCGGUGUCUGCUCAUGAACCACAAGGACCUCGACUACUCCAGACUGGACCAUUUCAAGCCGCCAAAGAGGGGGACCCCCAGCGCUGGCAGCCAGCAAGCCCAAUGGACUAGAAGGCUGGAAUGGACUGACCUCCCCCUUGCCAGGGCAGCGGGAGAGGCAGAGCAUCUGUGGCCCAGCUAGUGACAGAGGGACCCAAUGAAGCCAUAAGCAGGGGCCCAAGUGGCUCAGGGACAGGGGAGCCACUCUUGCCCACGUGCUUUCUCCUGACCUUGAGAUCGGGCGUGGCCUGGGACGCCUGCUGCCGUCUGCUCUGCAGCACACGCCCUUAUGCCCUAGAACAGGCAGGCCUGCCAGUGGCCGGGAAAGGAGUGGCCGCAGGGACACCGGCCGCCCUCCGGGCUGGUGGUCCAGCCUCCCGGGGCCUCGCACCAUGAAGUGCUCCCUGCGGGUGUGGUUCCUCUCCGUGGCCUUCCUGCUGGUGUUCAUCAUGUCACUGCUCUUCACCUACUCUCACCACAGCAUGGCCACCCUGCCCUACCUGGACUCGGGGGCCCUGGGGGGCACCCACCGGGUGAAGCUGGUGCCUGGCUAUGCCGGCCUACAGCGCCUCAGCAAGGAGGGGCUCGCUGGCAAGAACUGUGCCUGCCGCCGCUGCAUGGGCGACGCCGGGACCUCCGACUGGUUUGACAGCCACUUCGACAGCAACAUUUCCCCUGUCUGGACCCGAGAGAACAUGGAUCUGCCCCCUGAUGUCCAGAAGUGGUGGAUGAUGUUGCAGCCCCAGUUCAAGUCACACAAUACCAAUGAGGUGCUGGAGAAGCUCUUCCAGAUAGUACCAGGCGAGAACCCCUACCGUUUCCGGGACCCCCAGCAGUGCCGGCGCUGUGCUGUGGUGGGGAACUCGGGCAACCUGCGGGGCUCUGGCUAUGGGCCAGAUGUGGACCGGCACAACUUCAUCAUGAGAAUGAAUCAGGCACCAACUGUGGGCUUUGAGCAGGAUGUUGGCAGCCGAACCACCCACCAUUUCAUGUACCCUGAGAGCGCCAAGAACCUGCCCGCCAACGUCAGCUUUGUGUUGGUGCCCUUCAAGGCCCUGGACCUGCUGUGGAUCGCGAGCGCCCUGUCCACGGGACAGAUCCGAUUUACCUAUGCUCCAGUGAAGUCCUUCCUUCGAGUAGACAAAGAAAAGGUCCAGAUCUACAACCCAGCCUUCUUCAAGUACAUCCAUGACAGGUGGACAGAGCAUCACGGGCGGUACCCUUCCACAGGGAUGCUGGUGCUCUUCUUUGCCCUGCAUGUGUGUGAUGAGGUGAACGUGUACGGGUUCGGGGCUGACAGCCGGGGCAACUGGCACCACUACUGGGAGAAUAACCGGUACGCGGGCGAGUUCCGGAAGACCGGCGUGCACGACGCCGACUUCGAGGCCCACAUCAUCGACAUGCUGGCCAAGGCCAGUAAGAUCGAGGUCUACCGAGGCAACUGAGAAAGGUCUGACCGCGACUCUUCCCGCCCGCCGCCCAGCGCCUGUGCGCGGUCCGGGUCGGGACCCUAGACCAGCCCCUGCUUGGCGGCUUCCGUCUGCGCGCGUCGCCGGGCGGGGGGCGUCUCCGGGCAACGCUGAGAGCGCCCGGGCCGCGGUCUGGACCAAUCAUGUUGCAGCCCAGCGAGCGCCGGCUGUUCCCUGCCAAUCACAAGACUGGGCCUGGCACCCAAUCAACGCGGCGGUCGGGCGGAGCCUCUGUUUGUCUCAGUCAAUCAUGCCCCUCAACUGGAGUCGACUUCCGGCGCUGGGCCCGUCUCCUCCAAUCAAUGGCCUUCGGGGCGAAGCGGCCGACCCAACCCCCACAGCCCUAGGCUCUUGGGUAGGAUUUUGUUUCACGCUUUUUAAAGAGAGGAGGUGGCUUCUGGCCUCGGAGAAGUACUGUCUGCAGGCUGGGUCGGAGCUGUCGCAAUUGCUUGCGGGCCUGACCCCGCCGAGGACGCCGAGAAGGAAAGGGAAGCGCGGGCCGGGCCGUGGCGGCUCGGCUUCCCCACCGCGGGGCCCCGCGUGGGUCCAGGAACGGUCCAUGUGACUUACGGGGGUGGGGGGGAAGCACUCUUGCACCUCAGAGGCAAAGCCAGAACCCUCCCAAACCUCUCCAGGCUUCCGGGAGAAUGUCAGGCCCCACAUUUCUUUUGUUGUUUAGUCCGAGAUGGGUGUUAACCCACCAAAGAAAGGCAGUGAGAAUCCAGAGGGCGAGUGGCCCUCACCCGACCGCCCCUCCCUCCCCGCCUUUGGCCACCCUAUGGAAUGGCCUUUCUGACCAGGGCAUCUAGUGUCUCACCAGAAAACGAACUGUGCUCACCCUUUGCUUGGGGGCGGGGUUCGCCCAGGGCCCCACUCGAACUCGGGUGUACGGAACUGGGCGGGGGACCAGGAAGCCCCCUCACGUCCAAUGUAAGGUGCUUCUCACUCACGUGUAUCCUAGGCCCCUACUGUUCGCUACAACUUCUAGUGUCUCCUUAGGCCCCGGGCCUCCUCACCAGCUACUUGCUCUAGAAAAAAAAAAUCAAAACAUGCCCUGGGAUGGAUUAGGGCGCUGCUGCUUCUUUCUUCUCUCUCUCUCUCUCUCUCUCUCUCUCUCUCUCUCUCUCUCUCUCUCUCUCUCUCUCAUCUAUCGCACAAACACGUCUUCGGCUGGCUCAAGGGAGAGGGAGCAACUGGUGGCAAAGACGGCUGGAGAUGGGGAGCCCAGCUGCCUGGUGCAUGCACCUUCUUCCCUCACAUAUCACCCCAAAGAGGAGUAAGAAGCCUCUUGCUUGGGGGUGGUUUUUGCUUUGGGCUCAUCAUUUAGUUAACCUACAAUGACCAGGUAUGGCUGACCAACACAAACUCUGUAAAAAAUCCCGAGCUGGCCGUGGAAAUAGCCGGGAGCCUAGCUGGGGAGGAGUAGACUUGCCCCUCUGCAUGCCUCCUCCCCUGCCCAUGGGUCCCUUUCCGCCGGCUCACCUCUUGCCUUCUCGCUCUCACUCACUUUCCAUUUCCAGCUCCGGAGUGGGCUGGGAAGCUAACAACCAGGGAUUCCAACUGGAAGCUACUACCUGCAUGAUUGAACCCAGCUUAACCCCCGCGAGGACGCUGCGGGUGGUAUUCAGCCUUCAAGGUCACGGGAUUUUAGGGAGGACAAGAGCUUCUGUGAAGCUUCCAAACCACUGAAAGGACCCCCACUAUCCAGCAGUGACAACACACAUGCCACCCAUUUUCUUAGUGAGUUGGUACCGCCAGGCAGCCUCCUGGCUGUGGGUGUAGUUCCUGCAGCCGGCUGGGGGAACAGUAACCAGAAGAGUAUUGGAGGAGGCUUGGGGUGGAGCAGUGGGCACCCCCAAAAGUUAAUAUAUGGAGAAUUUAGCUUGAGUCUGUACCUUCCUAAUUCCCAAAGUAGGUGAAAUAAAGAAUGGGGGUGGGUUGGGGGAAGUAGGAGUUUGAUGGAUUGCCUCCUCCCACCGUUCUGGAGAGCCAGGGCACCAGCCAUUCUUGCCAGUCUCAUCUCAGUGCUUCCUGAAGAGGCUGUUUUGAGUGUUUAGAAGAUGAAAAAAAAAAAAAACACAAAAAAACAAUGCAAUUAUGCCAAACAGUAUUGAGCAGAAUAAUUUAUUUUGUUUUUCUUUGUUUGUUUAAAACAAUAAUAAACCCCCAUUCUGGAAGAGGUAGGUCCCAGCAUCCAGCCCAGAUCUCCUUUUCUGCAAUAGUUAUUUAAACAAAUGUUUUUUUUGUAUUAUUUUCUUCCCUUUCUCUCUCUUUCUAAAUUAAAAAGGACAAAAAUACUA